Molecule: messenger RNA, 2700 nt
Organism: Carassius carassius (crucian carp)
Lineage: Eukaryota; Metazoa; Chordata; Actinopteri; Cypriniformes; Cyprinidae
Product: GTPase IMAP family member 8
Exons: 4
Coding region: 344-1711 (455 amino acids)
Molecular function (GO): GTP binding
Source: RefSeq, a predicted model, not a curated record
AAUCACAAUCCACAUAUUUUUUUCACUUAUUCACUUCCUACAUCCCUCCUCUCUACUUGCUUCUUUCUCCCAGCUCCCUCCUGCUGUUUGUCCCAGAAUGUAUCAUUUCAUGAAAGAACGAGGGUGAAAAGGAAGCAAAGCAAAGGGGAAGGCUGCAAGGGUGUUGUAUAAUAUUAAAAAAAUCAGUUGAAGAGGGAGGGAAAGAGAGUAGGAGGGAGAUGAGAGGGGAGAAGGACAUUUUUUGAGCACAGGCAACUGGCUGCUGAGACUACACCGCAAGAGAGAGAGCAAAAGGGGGGAAAAGAGAGCGAGACAAGGAGACAGCGCACCAGCUAGACACAAGAUGGCUACAGUCUCUUCUGAUUUAAAUGCUGCAGAUGGCUCUUAUCCAUCCAUCCGUCGUCUCCUGUUGCUGGGUUUUCAUGGCUCCGGUAAGACCUCAACACUAAAUACCAUCUUGAGCCAGGAGAAAACCCCUACUGACAAUUCCCAAACAGACCAACAACACUGGGUAGACAUACUCAACUGGCAACUACUGAUUGUUGACACCCCUGGUUGGAAGCUAGAAACCGAAGAUCCAACUGAUGAGAUGAACACGGAGAAUCAGCAGUCCAUCAUUGAUCAAUGUUCGCCUGGUCCUCAUGCCCUGCUGCUGGUGGUUCCCAUUGGAGUCCCGUUUACCGAACACCACUGGCAAGGUCUCUGGGCCCGAGUUAGGGCAAUGGGAGCGGGGAUAUGGAGGCACACAAUGGUUUUGUUCACCUGUGCCGACCAGUUGCCACAGGACAUGGGUGUCGAGGAAUUUAUUGUGGAAGGUGGAGCAGCGCUACAGAGGCUGGUGGAAAGGUGUGGUUGUAGGUACUAUGCCUUGGAUAACACCUGCUCAGACAAAAGUGCUCAGGUUGCAGAGCUUUUGCAGAAAGUGGAGGAGAUGGUGCAGGAGAAUCAAGGCUGGUUCUUUGAAAUGGUGCGACCAAGCCUUGGAUUUGGGGAUGAAGGGCCUGACAAUGAAAGAGAAGAAGAUAGAGGCACAGAAGUGGAGAGAACAGCAGCAAUGUUUAGAUCUCCACCAAGAGAGUUACGAGUGCUGUUAGUAGGCUGGCGUGGAGCAGGUAAGAGCUCUGCAGGUAAUAUUCUACUGGGCUGUCGUGUGUUUGAAUCAGGACGCCCCACUGAGGUGUCUGUCCGCCGUCAAGCAUUAGUGGCUGGUCGGCGCCUCACGGUUGUCGACACACCAGGUUGGGAUUGGUUCUCCGUCCAGCGCACACCAAGCAAUAUACGAAGAGAAAUCAAACUGGGGGCAGGGCUACUCCAUCCUGGUCCACACGCGCUCUUAUUGGUCAUCCCCGUUGUCUCCACCCUCACUCCCAAAAAGAGACAGGCCCUUAAGAGCCACUUGGAAAUGUUUGGCGAGGAGACGUGUCAGCACACACUGGUGCUGUUUUCAUGUGGCGACUGGCUGUAUGGCACAUCAAUUGAGGAUCACAUCCAGAGAGACGGAGGCGAGCUGCUGAAACUGAUGCAGCAUUGCUGGAACUGUUACCACGUGCUGGACUGUACCAAAGCCAGCCAGGACAGGUCACAGGUAACUGAACUCUUGCGGAAAAUAGAGGAGAUGGUAGCAGAAAAUGGACAGAAACCUUUCUUACCGGUCAAAUUGAACCAAGAAUUAGACGAGGAGGAAACAAGUGGAAGAUGCAUUCUGCAGUGAAGGCGAUAUAAAGUGCAAAUAAUAGAGGAGUGUAAAAGUAAUUGACUCUUUUUGAUCCCAAAACAAACAGUUUUAAUCCAAACAGUGGCGUGCAAUAGGAGGGCUCAAGCCCCAGCCCCUUAAAUCACCGAAGUUAAAGUGCCCUUUCAGUCCGGUCUAUGUGCCCGUGAUUUCUACUGAGGGGGACAACCCCCCCAUCCCCAUCUCGUAUCAUACAAACAGAAGUACAGUCUAGAUUUCUGGGUCCUUAUGUAUUCAUCACUGGACAUUCACCUUUGUUAUCUGCACGUUGCACUUAUUGACAUAUUUUUUGUUAAACGUAUUUCCUUUUAAUGCUGUGAGCUAUCAAUAACAGUAAUAACUGAGACCACAAAUAACAGUAAUUCUCAGUACUCAAAUAUUGAACCUCUUGCCAAAUUGCACUGGUUUCAAUGAUGAUUAUUGUCUAGUGUUAUGUAAAAUGCAUGGUGGCACCAAACAGACAAAAUGAUUCCAUCCAUUUCCUCAUGGUAUGGCAGAACACUUUGAGCCCAGCAUUGUAAAGUAGGCCUAUUUAUGCAACCUGGUAGCUUUCCAUGCUCAUUUAAACAGUGUCAAAUAAUAUUUAGUAAAACUGCAUUUUAUAAAUUCAGUGAUUAUAGCUACUUAUAUGUACAUGUAGUUUGAAUGUACUAUAUUAUCAUAAAGUCUAGUAUGAGCACCUGAAAUAGAGCUGGAUUCUUGAGUAUACAACUUGUUUAGACUGAACCGAAUGUGCAAUUGAGCACCUUAUGAACAUUCAGGGUUUCUUUGAUGUGAUUGGUAACUAAUAAGGAGGACGUAUCAUAUUAACGACUGUGAUGUCAGCAUUGUAUUCUAGACACAUUAAAGAUGUGUUUUGAGCAUUCAGGGCAUGGCUAUUGUGUAAUAAUAAUUAUCAUGUCUGAACAUUUUUGGCACAGUACAUUGUGCUUAGGAAAACAUCUCAGCCUCAAGUGACAUUCAACUGG